Messenger RNA from Lemur catta (Ring-tailed lemur), 1458 nucleotides. RefSeq names its product potassium calcium-activated channel subfamily M regulatory beta subunit 3 (gene KCNMB3). The transcript has 5 exons. NCBI's taxonomy places the organism in Eukaryota, Metazoa, Chordata, Mammalia, Primates, Lemuridae. Gene Ontology annotation, biological process: detection of calcium ion; potassium ion transport. Gene Ontology annotation, cellular component: voltage-gated potassium channel complex; membrane. Gene Ontology annotation, molecular function: potassium channel regulator activity; calcium-activated potassium channel activity. The coding region runs from base 152 to 1072 and encodes 306 amino acids. The record is from RefSeq and is a predicted model, not a curated record.
GAGGUGGUUAGGUCUAGGGGGCUGCUUUGGUCCAUGCUUGACCCAGUUUGAUGCUUGAUAAUAACUCAGUGAUUUUUCUGGCCUCAUUUUUGAUCUCACAGAUUUGGCUCCAGAGAAGAAAUCAAGCGUAUAGAUUCAGAAUAUACCAUCAAUGAGUUUGGGUCACAGCUGCAGCACACCCAACCAGAAACAGAUACACAAUGCUCCAGAAAGCUGUAUGUCUCAGUCCUACUGGAGAGAAGAUCACACAUGUGGAGAAGCGAAAGAGGAGAGCCCAUCAAGGACAGCCUUUCCUGCCUCAGGGAAGAAGAGAGAUACAAACUACAAUGAUGGAGACCUAGCAGAUGUGCAUAAGAAGCUGCCGUCCAGUGCUGGAGAAGACCGAGCCAUGCUGCUAGGGUUUGCAAUGAUGGGCUUCUCAGUCCUAAUGUUCUUCUUGCUUGGAACAACCAUCCUAAAGCCUUUCAUGCUCAGCACUUGGAGAGAAGAAUCGAACUGCACUACCAUCCACACACAUAUCACGGAUGACUGGCUGGACUGUGCUUUCACCUGUGGUGUGGACUGCCGCGGUCAGGGGAAAUUCCCGUGUCUUCAGGUGUUUGUGAACCUCACUCAUUCAGGUCAGAAAGCUCUCCUACAUUACAAUGAAGAGGCUGUCCAGAUAAAUUCCAAGUGCUUUUACACACCUAAGUGCCACCGAAAUAGGAAUGAUUUGCUCAACAGUGCUCUGGACAUAAAGGAAUUCUUCGAUCACAAAAAUGUAACCCCCUUUUCAUGCUUCUACAGUCCAGACAGCCAAUCUGAAGAUGUCAUUCUUCUAAAAAAGUAUGACCAAAUGGUUAUCUUCCACUGUUUAUUUUGGCCUUCAUUGACUCUGCUAGGUGGUGCCUUGAUUGUUGGCAUGGUGAGAUUAACACAGCACCUGUCUUUACUGUGUGAAAAAUAUAGCACUGUGGUCAGAGAUGAGGUAGGUGCCAAAGUACCCUAUAUGGAACAGCAUCGGUUCAAACUGUGGAGUACAGGGAGGAGCAAAGGAAGGAGCAGAGAAAUCUUAAGAUGGUGGCCAAAUUAAAGUCCUGACCUUCAGAUGCCUGCAGUCUCUGCAGUUGAGGACCUAAUUAUUCUUGCUUGUAAACUAACCAUGUAAAGGGUAAAGUAUCAUUUGGGAAAAUAUUUUAAAAACCCUUAUUAUAUAUUCUAUUUAUUCUAUAAAUACAUACAAAUCCACCAAAUUUUAUACUCCAAAUCUCUUUCCACAUGAGCCUAGGAAGCACUUUUUGUUCCCACAUGGCAAAAUGAGAUCAAGGUAUUCUUUAUCUAAUUUUAGCUCUAGCUAGAAUCUGUCAAUAUAGAAAUAAACAAUGAGGGUAUCUAAGCUAUUGAACACUGAACCAUCAGCCUGAUUCUAUGCAAUAUAGUUCAUAUUAAAACAUUUCUGAUAAAAAGACUAUUAGUGAA